AUGAGUAGCAACAACACUAACGAUACAUCUUCCUCGUCGGAAGAUGAUGAUUUUCAUCAAUUAUUGAUUCGGCGCUUCUUCAUUGUUCCUUCUUUUGAAAUUUAUGGAGGUUUUUCUGGAUGUUAUGAUUAUGGACCUCCAACUUGCUCCAUCAAGAAUAAUAUUCUGCAAUUAUGGAGACAACAUUUUAUUAGAGAUGAGGAAAAUGUACACGAAAUGGAUGGUUCAAGUCUGACCAUGGAAUGUGUGUUAUCAGCCAAUGGACACCUCCAACAACAUUCCGAUUGGAUGGCACAAGAAUUUGAUUUUCCGUGCCAUUCAUCUCAACAGCAUCCAUACUCAGCAAGAAACAACUACGUUUCGAGAGUGGAUCGAAUUCUAGAGAAUUUUAUUGAAACUGAACUGGAUGAAAAUUCACAAUUAUUGAGACCAGAACAAUUUGAGGAAUUGUAUUUGGCAAAAAAGAAAAUUCGUUCAUCUUUGGCUGGAAGUGGUGAUGAAGAGUUUUGGAAUGAAUUUAUAAAAAAGUAUCGUGUGAAAAAUCCAGCAACAGGAAAAUACUUGCACAAUAUUCAUUUCUACAAUUUAAUGUUCCCAAUUUCCAUACAUAACAAAGGAUCUACCAAUCAAAAGGUCAAGAAUUACCUUCGUAAAGAUUUGAAACAAAAUAUUUAUUGCAAUUUCAAUCGCUUGUUGCAGGUCAAUAGAAACAAGCUACCAUUUGCUGCAGCACAGAUAGGACAAGUGUUUCGAAAUGAAAUUUAUCCAAAAAGUGUGUUAAGUGAGGUGAGAGAAUUCACAAGUACCGAAAUUAUAUGCUUUUUCAACCCAAAUAGAGACAUGCAUCCUCGAAUGGAUCAAGUAAAGCAUGUCAUGGUGCCAUUGUUGACACGAGAAAAUCAAACCAUGAGUUUGCCACCUAUGGAUUUUUCCAUUGAAGAUGUAUUGAAUCAACAAUUUGUCAACAGCCCCAUUCAAGCAUAUUAUAUUGCAAAAGUGAAAUUGUUUAUGGAUCUGUGUGGUGUAUUACCUAAUGCCAUUCGAUUUCGGCAACACCUAUCACACGAAAUGUCUUUUUCAACCACGGAUCAUUGGAGCUGUGAAUUGAAAAGCUCUUUGGGAUGGAUUGAGGUUGUUGAUAUUGUUAACAAUUAUUGUUACGAUCUUAAAUGCCAUUCCUCUCAGUCGAGGCAUGCAUUGGUGGCAUUUGAAACAUUCGACCAGCCAUUGACGUCAGAAAAUAUUGUGAUGGAAGUUGAACACGAAAAGCUUGGAAAAAUAUUGAGAAAGAACAAACGUGUGGUUCUUAACUUUCUGGAAACACUGACGAAUAACAAAAAGCUGGAACUUCAACAAGAAUUAGAGAGUAAUGGAAAAUUUUCAAUCUAUAUCCCACAACUCGAUCGACAAGUAGAGCUUUCGAGUGAUUUCAUUUCGUUCCAAAAAAGAAUAACGAAAAUAUAUGGGUACAAAUACGAACCGUGUGCUGUUGAGACGACUUUUCAUAUCGGUCGAUUGAUCUAUAGCCUACUUGAACAGUGUUUCUGGGUACGAAAAGGAAAUUACUUACAUGAAAAGAUGUCACAAAAAUAUGUAUUGUCUCUCCCAACAAUAAUUGCUCCCUACAUGGUCGUAUUGAUUUCACAAAUUUCCAAUCGUGCAUCUUCGUUCGAAGGUAUGAGCAAAACUUUAACACAAUUAUUCACAAGAAAUGGUAUUACCUUUCGUGUGGACAAUUCUGCCAAUCAAACCAUUGGUAAGAAAUAUUCACGAGCCGAUGAAAUUGGUAUUCCAUUCGCUGUCACUAUUGACAAUCAAAGCGUCGAGUGCAACACCGUUACAAUUAGGGAGCGUGACUCGUGCGACCAAGUAAGGCUUCCACUUGAUGAGCUUGUUCCUACAUUACUGGAUCUCAUACACGGCAACAAAUCAUGGGAAGAAGUGUCACUCAAAUAA
Naegleria lovaniensis is the source of this 1956-nucleotide messenger RNA. RefSeq lists its product as uncharacterized. Bases 1 to 1956 code for a protein of 651 amino acids. The transcript has a single exon. Gene Ontology annotation, cellular component: mitochondrion; cytoplasm. The record is from RefSeq and is a predicted model, not a curated record. NCBI's taxonomy places the organism in Eukaryota, Heterolobosea, Eutetramitea, Acrasida, Naegleriidae. Gene Ontology annotation, molecular function: ATP binding; glycine-tRNA ligase activity. Gene Ontology annotation, biological process: mitochondrial glycyl-tRNA aminoacylation.